AUCUGGAGCGAGGAUGCCGAUAAGUUAGAUUUCGAUCGCUGGAACAGGAUUUCCCAGACGAAGGCAGGAAGUCCGUAUGCAUUUGCGGCAUUCAAUGGGGGGCCGAGAGUGUGCAUCAAGAAGCGCUUUGCCAUGUUGUUGUUUAAGGUUGUGUUAGUGGAGAUGGGUAAGAGAUUUGAGUUUGAAAUGGUUCGGGAGAUGAACAUCACGGUCGGAGCGGAAAUCCGGCGAUGA
Molecule: messenger RNA, 234 nt
Organism: Pseudomassariella vexata
Lineage: Eukaryota; Fungi; Ascomycota; Sordariomycetes; Amphisphaeriales; Pseudomassariaceae
Exons: 1
Molecular function (GO): heme binding; monooxygenase activity; oxidoreductase activity, acting on paired donors, with incorporation or reduction of molecular oxygen
Source: RefSeq, a predicted model, not a curated record